AAGCGGAAAUAAAGUAGACACGGAAAUCAUUGCGGCGAUUCCUAUACAUGGAUAUAUGUAUAAAACACACUUUACUGAUCUUAGUCUUAAACAACUUCAAACUUCAAGCUGACACAAUCUACAUGAUGUACUGGACUGUAAUCCUGUUCCUCAUGGUAGCUGGGCCCCUGCCACAGGGAUGGUUGUUCGUAGUAAGUAACGUUACGACUCUGUCUGUGCCCAUGUCUACACCUACAGCAUCUGUGUCUACAGUAAACCCAGCGGUAAAUCUCAGUCCUCGGCCGGUAGCCUCAGUUGAGAGCGGUCAUCCGCUCAUAUUGACCAUUGACAUAUCAUCUGCUACAUCAUGGAGACUGGAGUGGUCAACUAACGAAACUGGAGAGGUCACGCUUGGCUCUGUCAAGUCCUCCCAAAUCGGCGCGUGCCAGGAAAGUACUCCUCUCUCUCAGCCAUGUCGGAUCAACGUAACACGGGUACGGUUCUCUGUUGAACAUCCUCGACAUGGCGACGACAUCUACUGUGCCGUGAUAAUACCAGGGAGUUGGUCCCCGACUCGGACUACACUUAAAACCUCUACUGAAGUAAACGUUCUAGUGCCAGUGGAAUAUGUCCACCUUCAAAGUUCCUCUGGAGAAAUUACCGAAGGCCAGUUGAUAGUUAAAGAUGGAGAACGAUUCACCUUAAAUUGUGAGACUUCCUUCUGUCGCCCAGGGGCCACCAUUAAAUGGAUGAAAGAUCACAUCGACGUAUCUGCACUUGCUGACGAUUCCACAAUUUCCAAUAGUGAUGGUUUGUUUAAGACCUCUGCAAACUUGACGAUAUUGGCUGAGCGCGACUCCUCGCUGAUAAAGUCCGUCGUCCAGUGUAUAGCUUUCAGUGAGAGCUCUAACGCAACCUCUAAUUCCACAGAGAUCAUUACACUCAGAAUACCUUCCCAGCCAAGCGCUGUUUCCCCGAAAUACAUUGAUAAAGGUGAAGUGAGACUGACUUGGGGUAUCGACAGAAAGUCACUGUAUCGAGUGAGAUUUGACAUUGGUAUCCUUCCGGACAAAGAUGGUCUUACUGUCGCUCCCUACACACGACAGAGCGGAGGAAACAUUCCAGCGGGUGUACUGUUCUCAAGCAGGAUCACGGGUCUUCAACCGAACGUAGUAUACAACCUGUCAGUCAUAGCCUCUAACGAAGUAGGCAGAAGUGCUGUUUCAUCUGUUUAUAUCACUAUGUUAUCAAACCCCGAAUCUGGUAUACCAUACUUCUACACGGGUGUGGCGUUGAUGGCAGUGGCCUCUCUUAUACUGGUUACUUUUGGUGUCGGCGUUGCUAUCAAGCUUAAACGAGGCGAGAUACCUUUUAAACUUCCUGUAGUAUUUUGUUCGCGUGCAGACCGUGAGCCAGAUCCAUUGUAUGAGGACUUAGAAAACCUGGGAAAGAGUGACGCCCCUGUAAUCGAAAAGAGAAUUAAAAAUUCCAGAAAAGCUAAAGGCGAUGGGAAAACUUCUCUUGGACUGGUCUCCGGUGUGUACAAUUCCAUUGCUUCAAGUAUACAUGUUGAAGGCGGAACCAAGAAAGAUAAUGCUGGUAACAUAUAUGACGACAUCCCUGUUGGGUCAGCCUUAUUCACCUCUUCCCGUGCGGGGUCAACAGCCUCACAAGUAGAAGGAAAAGUCAGACUAGCUGUUCCAAAGAGCGAACCAGAGGAUGUGUACGCGACAUCAGAGAAGAAGAAGCCGCCGCCGAUAUUUAAGAAGCCUCCGAGUCGUAAAUAUAAGUGUACAGUGGCCACUAUAGACGAUGAAACCCAGGACCUGGAGCCCGGGAACCCCCCGACAACCAUGGGGGCUGAUGGGCCCGAAAUAGGUCAACUAUCUGAAUUGAAAGAGGACGAACCAGAAAAAGAUGACUCACGCUGCGAGUACAUGGAUAUGCGUGUUCCAGAACAACCAAAUGAAACUGAGUAUGUGGAUGUGCAAAGACCACGGAAGGAACCGGAAAAAGACAGUUGAUAUGUCGUGUUAAAGACAGUUGAUAUGUCGUGUUAAAGACAGUUGAUAUGUCGUGUUAAAGACAGUUGAUAUGUCGUGAAAAAUACAGUUGAUAUGUCAUGAUAAAGACAGUUGAUAUGUCGUGAUAAAGACAGUUGAUAUGUCAUGAUAAAGACAGUUGAUAUGUCGUGAAAAAGACGGUUGAUAUGUCGUGAAAAAAACAGUUGAUAUGUCGUGAUAAAGACGGUUGAUAUGUCGUGAAAAAGACAGUUGAUAUGUCGUGAAAAAGACAGUUGAUAUGUCAUGAAAAAGACAGUUGAUAUGCCAUGAAAAAGACGGUUGAUAUGUCGUGAAACACCCUGACUAAACUCUCAUCUGGAAGGAAUAAACAACAUUGUAGUCUCAAA
Pecten maximus is the source of this 2389-nucleotide messenger RNA. RefSeq lists its product as uncharacterized. Gene Ontology annotation, molecular function: protein binding. The transcript is spliced from 15 exons. The record is from RefSeq and is a predicted model, not a curated record. The coding region runs from base 48 to 2003 and encodes 651 amino acids. Lineage: Eukaryota; Metazoa; Mollusca; Bivalvia; Pectinida; Pectinidae.